AUGACAAUGGAAAUCUCACAUCCACGGCGUAUUCUAGCUGUCAGCAGACCUGAUUCUAGUCUCGUUGACUUGCUGAAGGGUCUCACAGGUUCUGCGCCUGCUCUCACGGGGGAUUCAAUUGCAGGUACUACUCAUGACUGGUCUAUCAAAACCAACUACUACACUGCAAACGUUCCAAUAUGGAUUGAUGAAAUCAUUGAGCCUGAGACCUGGUCGAAGGAAUUUUUGGCACCAGAAGCUCGAGAAGUUUUGACAGUACUUGGCGCCUUUAUUGUAUGUUUCCGAAAGCCCGUUGAUGAAACUGAGCUGCAAGCUUUCAAGACUCUUCUGGAAACUGUGGCCGAGGUUGUCAAUGAAGGUUGUGGCUAUGCUUGGGAAGGUGUUUGUUUAGCUGUGGCGAUGCCACAGUCUACGACUCCGUACCUAGAAAAGAGCUUCGAAGAGUGGGAGGACUUGUGUCAGGAGCAUUGUUUUGAAUUUGUUGACUUUGAAAGCAAGGGUCGAAAUGAGUACUCAGAACCUAUGGGUCUCGACAGGUUGAAGGAAGCUUUAGAAGCCAAUGAAUGGGAACGCGGCGAUGACGACGGAGAAGGCUUUGAUCCGGGAGACCUCGAGGAUGACGGCGAUGAGGACAAAAGCAUGGGCUUUAGCAUCGAAGCUGCUGAGAUGGAAAUGGAGAUGUUUGGUAUGAAACAGGCAAUUCAUGGCGAGUCUACCGGAAAGACGAGCGCCAAUGAGGAAGUUGAGAACGAGGAUGGAGUAGAUCAGCUUGAAGCUUUGAUGUUGAAGAUGCAAGCGGUCAAAGACAUGGGUUCGGACUUGCCCGAAGCUGAGAGGAAGAGGUUUGCUGCGAAAGCCGUCAAUGAUCUAAUGAAAACUUUAUAA
This is a messenger RNA of Sclerotinia borealis F-4128, 885 nucleotides long. Lineage: Eukaryota; Fungi; Ascomycota; Leotiomycetes; Helotiales; Sclerotiniaceae. The record is from the annotation of a GenBank genome assembly.